Messenger RNA from Racocetra persica, 564 nucleotides. The record is from the annotation of a GenBank genome assembly. NCBI's taxonomy places the organism in Eukaryota, Fungi, Glomeromycota, Glomeromycetes, Diversisporales, Gigasporaceae.
AUGGCUGACCAAGCAGAUAAUAUUGAAGCCAAUGCCUCCUAUACUGUUAGUGCUGAGGCUAGUACCUCCUACUCCUAUGCAAUUAUAGUUGAUCAAGCAGCUAAUGCUAAGACUUACGUGACUAAUUCUGAAGUUAGUAACUUCCAAGUAGUUAAUGCUGAAAUAACCAACUCUUACACGACUACUGCUCAAAUUGAUACCUCACACUCGGCUAACACCAAAGCCAACACUCUUUAUGAAAAUGCGAUUUAUGAUGAUGUCAGAACCUCUUAUGCCAAUACAACUACUGAAGAGAUUAAAAGUAUAGGUAUUAGUAAUGCUGUAAUAUGGUGUAUUAGUAAUGCUGAUGAUGUUGAUUCGUUUCUUAAAGCCUAUGGACAAUAUAACGGAUUUGCUAUUAUUAAAAAGAGGGUUGAACAGCGUAAUGAUGGUCCAUUGGGCAAGAUGUGCUUAACCUUUCUGGAUAUGGAUCUCGCUAACGCUAUUCAACAUUUCAAAGUCAAAUCUCGAGAUCUUACAGAAGAUGCUUCGCAUCUUUUAUCAUUUCUUAUUGAGAAGCGUUCA